This is a messenger RNA of Drosophila subpulchrella, 1507 nucleotides long. RefSeq lists its product as uncharacterized. Gene Ontology annotation, molecular function: protein binding. The transcript is spliced from 4 exons. Lineage: Eukaryota; Metazoa; Arthropoda; Insecta; Diptera; Drosophilidae. Bases 94 to 1449 code for a protein of 451 amino acids. The record is from RefSeq and is a predicted model, not a curated record.
UCCCUACUUAUAAGGGUUGAUUCAGGGUGUUACCUAGGUUACUGAAAGCCAAGUGCUGAAGCCCAAACAUUACUGUCCGGAAGCUCAUGGAAAAUGGACGUACUAUCGCAUUACAGCUCACCCGUUGUUGAAUUUCCGGCUACCCAGCCAUUGGAGAAGCAGUAUGCCCUGGUGGACAACUGCACGGGCACCGAUCCACCGCCUCCCAGCAAAGAUGCCGCCACGGGAACGCAGGAAAAGUUGCAUGUGGCCACACAAACGGAGCUACGACUAGCUAGCAGCAAGGAUGUGGAAUACGACGAAAGAGCUUUGGCCAAGUGGUUACGCCAAAUUUGUCCAAUGAUAGAGCGGGAGCUAAUGAAUCCCACUCCCCUGAUGGAGGAUCUGGCAAUGAUCCAGUGCCGGUUGGAGGAGGAGCUGCAGGUGUUCACCUACCAGAAGCUGGCAAUGGGUGGGAUGGAAAACUCGCAGGGACUGGCCAUUUGGCUCUGUGUCCACACCAACAAUGCUCCUGUUCUGGUGGCCACCACGGUGGCUCCCCAUGAUGACUGGUGCGAGCACGUGGAUCAGCAGCUCAAGCUGUUCGUCCCCCAAAGAAUGUCCAAUGGCAACCUGGUCAUCUACGCCGAAGCCAAAACUCUGCCCUUGAAAUCAUGCCUCCGAAGUCUGUGCACAAAUCCUUUCAACAAGAACAUGUUCGCGGGUUCCACCAUGGAUGGAGAGCUCUUCGUUUGGUUAUAUGAACAGGCGAGGGGUGCCGAUUCCAGCUUAGAUAUAAAACAGCUCUACGGUGUAUCCUCCACCCAGGGAGCUGCAGUUGCUCUCGACUGGCCCAGGGAACAGCUUCUGAUGGCUUGCUAUGCUAAUGGUAGUGUUAGACAAUGGGAUUUGAGCAGAAAGAUGACUCUGGAUUGGGAGUACUCCCUUCCCGCCACCAUUACCUCGGAGCCCACAGCUAUGGUGGCCCUAGGGCUAGAUGACUUUGUGCUGGGCACUAACGACGGUGGCGUCUACCGCUGCUGGAGCACUGGUCGUCAAGCGGCAGCCACCAAACAGAUCCAAUUGCUGGCCCUAAGGCGACAUCGUUUCAUGGUCUCCACGCUGCUCCGAACAGAGAUGGAAGGCAACCAGUUUGUCCUUAGCUGCGAUCUAAGUGGUCAGGCCUUCUAUCAUGACAUGCGACUUGUGGAUGAGGAUAUGGCCCAAUUGAUAGUCCAGAUCCCAUUGCCAUUCAAGAACGUGAUAGCCUGCAGUCGGGAUGGAAACAUCAUCUACUGCCCAGGUAGUGAUGGAGCUCUUGAAUACUACCGGGUAAGUGAUGGGGCCCAUGCCCAUGUCAGAGGAGGUCUUCGGGGCAAAGGCAGCCUCAUCCGAAGCAGUGACAAUGGUCGCUGGAUAAUUACCGGCCUCUAUGGAGAUGAGUUCCAGAUUUUCUACGUGGAGUAUUAAAGAGUCACUUCGGUUUUGUUCUCAGUUUGGAAAUAAUAUAUCUUAUAUUUGCAUGACU